Messenger RNA from Impatiens glandulifera, 1498 nucleotides. Its product is annotated as tRNA pseudouridine synthase A. Bases 140 to 1318 code for a protein of 392 amino acids. Gene Ontology annotation, biological process: tRNA pseudouridine synthesis. Gene Ontology annotation, molecular function: RNA binding; pseudouridine synthase activity. Lineage: Eukaryota; Viridiplantae; Streptophyta; Magnoliopsida; Ericales; Balsaminaceae. The record is from RefSeq and is a predicted model, not a curated record. The transcript has 10 exons.
AAUACAAACAAAAACCCUGGGCAUGAAGCCGAAACCCCUUUCUCUCUCUCUCUAAAUCCCAAACAAUCUCAAUAAUUUGAAUCUUAACCCUGUUUUAGCGCCACAGGAUUGGGAAUUGUUUUGAAGAUCGACUAAUGCAAUGACUAACGAUCAACCUUCGCUACGGUUGCAUGGUAAUCCAACGCAUUCACUUGAACAACAGUCAGAAUCUCUUGGCCGUCCUACGAAGCUGGCGAAGAUCGAAAACCAGGUGUCCGUUCAGAAAACUGAAGUGAAACAGGGAAACGAGGUCACGGUGGAGGAGGAGGAGGAAGACAGGGAGACAAUAAUUGGUGAGGAAACAAUGAACCGAAAUCCUGGAGCUCAGAGGUACUUGGUUGCGAUUGAGUACAUCGGUACUCGUUUUGCCGGCGCUCAGAAGCAGCCUAGAGACAGAACAGUCGUCGGCGUACUCGAGGAAGCUUUUGGUAAAUUUGUCGGGAAACCAGUUUCUAUCUAUUGCUCAAGUCGAACUGAUGCAGGGGUACACGCCCUGUCAAAUGUAUGCCAUAUUGAUGUGGAGCGUGUAAGCAAAAGAAGACCUGGUGAAGUGUUGCCACCUCAUGAACCUGAUGUUGUUAAAAGAGCAGUCAAUCAUUUCUUACAGAAGAAAGAGGGAGAUAUUUCUGUGAUAGAUGUCCGAUGUGUUCCACCUGAUUUUCAUGCUAGAUAUAAAGCUCAAGAGAGAACGUACUUCUAUCGUUUGCUAUCUGGGCCUGAGCCCUUGUCAGUGCUUGAGAGGAAUCAAGCUUGGCAUGUGUCUGAGGAGCUUGAUAUUAUGGCUAUGCAGAGAGCUUGCAAGAUCCUUGCUGGAUGUCAUGAUUUUAGCUCCUUCAGAGCAGCAGCCUGCCAGGCCAAGUCACCUAUUCGAUCUCUGGAUGAACUUAGUGUAACUGAAGUAUUUUCAACACCUUAUUUUCCUUCAAGCAUGGAGAGAGAUGCGGGUUGGUUAAAGGAUGAUUCGGGUGGUGCAGUCUCCACCAAUAAAUCGAAUUCUGACAUUAUUAUAGCUCAUAACACAAAUGUUGAAUCCAACCCAGUAUUUGGAAUAAGGAAAAGACAUCGUUGCUAUGUGGUGACAGCAAGGGCUCGAUCUUUUCUUUAUCACCAGGUAAGAUUAUUGGUGGGGGUUCUCAAGUGUGCGGGCACUGGAGAAGUGACAAAUUCGGAUGUUGAACGAAUAUUGGAAGCAAAGACGGUUACUGCAGCCAGACCGAUGGCUCCCUCUUGUGGUCUGUAUCUUGGCCAUGUCAAAUAUGACCUGCCUGCCUUAGACUAGAGUGAAACCCCUGUGGUUAGCAAUUUGCAUUCAACUUUAAGUAGCAGAUGCUAUGAUUUUCUUUUUUGUGGGGGAGAUUAGCAGAGAAACAUAAGAGAUGCAGAUUUCUGAUUCUGAGAGUUCUUAUGAUUGAUUGUCAUUUAUGGAUCUCUAAUUUCCUUUUAUUAAUUUAUGUUUGAA